AUGUGCAUGUUUUUCCUGGUAUUUUCAUUCCUACAGACGGUUUUGUUACAGAACGUUCACAACCCAGGCAGCGGUUUCACACAUGGGUAUGUCCCGGACGGGCUAUACGAUGUGAACGGAAAUAUGGGCGGUGCCUACUACAACCACAAGGGUUUGGGCACACAUGCCGGCGACAUUGGUAUGAACGGCAUUCUCUUCACGGCAGACGCAUUGCAUCACGGCGGAGAAGGCGAAAUUUUUGUGUCCGGGUCUGCUGCUGACCAGGAAAAUCUUAUCGGAAUGGGCUUGGACCAGCUGCACCAGAAAAUGGCAAGUGAUGUGGCGGCAAUGCACGAUGCAAACAUAAAGUCAAAGGAGAAACAGAUGGAAAUCGCGAUGCUUGAGUCACAGAUCGCGCAGGAAAUGGCGGAAGCAAAGCAAGAAGAAAUAUCACGCCUCAAAUACUUGGACGAUGUCGCUGAAAUCAACGAGCACAAGGCGCCCGAGGUGCUUGGGAAGCAGGUAAUUCCCGUGGCAACGUUCACAGAGGAGACAAUGCCUCUUCGACAUCAUGUGCGGUACUUGAUCGGCAUGAUCGGAUCCAUGCAGGCAACAGAAAACGCUAACAUAGAGGCGCAGCGCAAAAUUGCAAGACUAGACGACAUUUCAGGGCAGUUCAAAUCAUACAACUCUGUUCUGAGCGAUCCCCAACGGUAUAAAGCCUUCCAGAAGGCGGCUGGACUCGACGGAUACUUUCCGAUCGAUUUUCCCGUUACAACCAUUAAUGGCGAUUUUUAUGUUUCUCAUAGCGGACACGAAAUCUUUGACCACGACCAGGAUAUGAAUUCGCCACCUGCGCCUGACGGUCACACGCACUUUUCCAAUCAUGGACUUGAAGCCAAUCCGGUUCCCGUAGCUCCGGCUUCUGUCUCUCAGAUACCACCGUCGGCCACGCCAAAGUCACUGCCGGUUCAACGUUCUUCACCACAAGUACCGCCAGCUCAUCCUGCAGCACCGUUUUCCCCUCCACCCGCUCCACCAAUAUCGACGCCCCAUCCACUGGCGCCUCCUCACCCACUAGCGCCUCCUCAUCCACUAGCGCCUCCUCAUCCACUAGCGCCUCCUCAUCCACUAGCGCCUCCUCACCCACUGGCGCCCCCUCAUCCACUGGCGCCCCCUCACCCACUGGCGCCUCAUCUACCACCAAUACUACCGAUUCUUCCCAACCAGGCGGUACACCCCAAUUCUCUCCCCCACCCCAGCCCAUCUCCCUUCAGCACUCCGUUGCCCACGGCAUUGCCACCAUCAUCUCCGCUUGAUCUAAUCAAUAAGCAACAGGAAGAAGGCAAGAGACUUGCAGCAAUGAAAGCCAAUUUUGUAAGAAAUCUUUCCAGGUCCGUGUUGCCAAAUGGCAUUUUUGUAUGAAAAGUAUGUAUGG
Vavraia culicis subsp. floridensis is the source of this 1417-nucleotide messenger RNA. RefSeq lists its product as uncharacterized. Lineage: Eukaryota; Fungi; Microsporidia; Pleistophoridae. The record is from RefSeq and is a predicted model, not a curated record. The coding region runs from base 1 to 1404 and encodes 467 amino acids. The transcript has a single exon.